GAUUUGCUCAGUGCAACAUCAUUUGAUUUCCUGACUGCUGCAUCCAUGGGCAUUGAUUGUGAAUCCAAGUAAAAUGAAAUCCUCGAUCACUUUAAUCUUUUCUCCGUUUAUCGUAACGUAAGUUAUCCUUUCUAGGAUGGUUUUGAGGAUUGAAUGAGCAACUGAAACAAAUGUGCCUGGCUCAUGUUAACAUCUCUAAGUUUUACUGUAUUGGGAAGUAGAAGCAAUUAAUCUGCCAGAUGUUACAAGGCGUUGGUUGGGUGGCAGUUUAUCUUGUUUCAGGAGCUCAAUGUGAGGGGCUGAUAAAGUAAGAAAAAUUUACACCAGUUACACUUGUUCAUACACACAUCCUUCAAAAAGAAGAUAAACCACAUGGACUUGGGAGUUCGACUUGUUUGAACCUGGCCCUCUGGCCUCUCAGCUCUGUGACUUAGGGCAAGUUGUUGUUUCUUUUCUCUUCUCCCCGUUUCCCCCUCAGCAUUUUGAGGUAGGUACUAUUAUCCGACAUGGGGUCAUCAUGAGUCGGAAUCGACUCGACAGCAACUAACAACAACAACGCUGUAUUCUCUUUACUUUUACAGAUGAGGAAAUGAGGCACAGAAAGGUUAAAUAUAAGUUUUUCAGGGUUACACAGUUGUAAGUGGCAAAUCUGGGAUUUGAACCUGGGCAGUUUUUUCUCAUGGUCCACAGUUACCUGUAGGAGCCUGAGCAGCUCUCUUCUUGAAGGCCAGAUGGUAGUGACAUCUUCUGGAUUUUUCUCUGAGUGUUUUUAGAAAUGCAGUACUUGUUAUUGUGGUUAACUCUGGAAUGAAUCCCAUUUUACAAAAUUAAGAUUUUUUUUAAUUUAGUGAAUCUUUGCAAUACUGAUUUGUAACCUUUCUCACUUGGUCAAGUGCCAGGAGUACAGUUGUUAAUAUAAAAGAGACUAUGACACUAGAUAGGAAUAAGGAUACAUUUUUAAAAAUUUUUUAAAUUUUUGGUACAAUUUUGAUGUAGUUCAUUUUCCCCUCUGAUAGUCAUAUAUGUUUCUAAUUCACUUUCCAAGUAGAUUGGCCUCUGAAUUAGUGGCUUUAACUGUAUUAUCUAGAAGAAAAAGACAACUGUUUCGUCUUAAGAGUAUGCUACCUUUUAUUUAGACGAAUGAGCUGUGUAAUUAUUUGCUCCUGCUCUCUGACCCCGAAAUCUCAGUUUUACGCAAGCUUAUAAUUCAUUAUUUUUGUGGAAAGGAAUGUUUUAACUAUCUAGUUUGGCAAAUGGGAAACUCUGUAGCUUAACUAAGAUACCAUAACAAGUCAUCUUUAAAAAGUGUACACAUGUAUACACUUUAUGAAAUCUCCUAUUGUUCUAGGUUUUUGUUGUUAUUGGCCAUUCAUUUGGCUCUGACUUACGGUGACCUUGUGUGUAAAAGAGUGAAACAUUGCCCGGUCCUGUACCAUCUUCAUGAUUGUUGGUAUGUUUAAGUCCAUUGUUGUAGAAGAUGCUUUUAAACACAGUUCAUGGAUUUCCUCCUCACCACUCCAUCUAAGAAUCCUGAAGUAUGACAUCAUGUCCAUAUAAAUCUGAAAUUUAUAUUACAUUGUGAAUUUAGCUCUCCUCUUCAUCAAGGGAUACCCUUGGAGGACAAGCCCAUGUUUAUGAUAGCUACAUCUCUUUGAUUUUUAUUUCUAUCAGCCUUGGCUAUCUUGUCCUUCCAGAUGAAAGUGUCCAAAUCUUUUUAUUAGAUUGUCUCUGUUCAUGUAAUACCUUUCUGUCAUCCCUCAGGCUAUUUUAGAUUGUCUUUUGAGAGAGACCUUUCUCUAGUCUAAACCACAGUUGCUUAGCAUCUUCCAACUGCAGGUACAAAAUGAUAUUGUGCAAAGUUAGUGUGCCAGUGGACAGCAUAUAAUACUUACGAAAAUGGGCUCUGGAAUGGCCCGGGUCUCCCCCUCACUAGUUGUGUAAACUUGAGUAAGUUAAUGGCUCUGUGACUCUGCUUUUUUUGUUGUUGUUGUUAAAUCUGUUGAAGUGUACUCACAACACUGUAAAAAUAGGGCUGUAAAGAGUAAAAUUAGUUCUUGCAUGUAAAACACUUAGAUUAAUGAGUGGCAUAAAGUAAGCCUUCAGUGUUAACUUUAAACAAAAGAAAUACCUUCCUUAUGAUAAUUGCUGUUUUCUUUGUAUUUUGGACUCUUUGGCAUUUGGACAAUGGCACACAGGACUGAUGUCUUCAAAGAACAGUGUACAAUGACUGUUAGAAUCUUUUUCUUUAAAGAUAGACAACCCGAAAUGUAAGAGAAAAUGCAGUGUUCUCUGAAAGUUUUCUUCUGAAUUGAGCAUAUGCCAGUUUAAAAAAAAGGUUAAACCAAAGUUGUUGUUAAUUUUAUUCAAAUACACCUUUUUUAUUUUUGGCUUGAAUAAAACUAGACAAUUUACCUAUCUGAAAACAUGAGUAAGAAGCUUUGGGUGCAAUAUAUUAAAUAAGAAUAGAACCUUAAAGCCACUUUUGUUUAUGAAGUUUAACACAUUGCUGCCUUUUGAUAAAUGAUAGGUUCUAAGGAUAGCAUUUAAUCAGUUUUAUAAUAUAUGUGAUGAUUUAGUCUGAAUUAAUUAAUGGUACUACUUUUUCUAACUUCCUUUUCCUCUUGGCUUUUUCUCUGUAGGUAAAGUUUUGUGUUAACUCAUGACAAACUGAACCCUUGCCUGCUCUUCUUAUCUUUAGUGUCCUUCCAACUUUGCCUUUAUUUCUGCUGAGGUUGUAUUCUAUUUGUUUUUCAGAUGAGACACUUUUUGCUCUUCCUGCUGCAUCUGAGCCUGUGAUGCACUCCUCUGCAGGCAAGUUCUUUCUGCUAGCCUUUUAUCCUCCAUGUAUUCUAACUUUAACUCUUUAGUUUCCUUAACUCUGCACAGAGUAGUUUGGAUUUACUAAAAAUUAGCAUGGUUCCAAGAAUGUUUGUCUCCUGAAAAACUUGAAAUCUAUAUUUUAUAUGCUUUGUCCAAGGGAGAAAUGGAUAGAAGCUGAUAAACAAUUGGAAUUAUGUAAGGAAUUCUUGGACCCUUGAUUUACAUUUACAUAGUGACCAUUCGUUUUCUCCAGAUACAGUGUACUUGCUUGUAGUUGAAAGGCUUUUAUGUAAUUGAAUGUCAGUCUAUGGCAUUUAAUUAUCUAAUGCACUUUUCUGUACUGUUAGUCAGACUCCUCUCCCUCUAAAACUAGUAGAAGUAGCUUUCCUCAAUUGAUAUGCCUGAGGUUUUUCUCAAAGACUUGAUGUAUGUCUUUGCAUAGCAUAUAAUUGCCUCUGUACCCAUACACAUGCUUAUUGACAACAGCUUCAGUUCUUUCAGUUAUGAUUCCAAUCUCCUCAGUUGUUAAUUUAUUAAGUUCUAUUAACAUUUAAUUUUAGUUAACACUAAGUCUUUACUAACACUGUUUUAAAUCUGUCAUAAAACUUGCAUGAAUUCUGAGAACACUGGCAUUCUCUAACUUUCCUUUCUGUCCGUGGUCACAGAAAAAAUUAUGGACUUGAAGGAGCAGCCAGGUAACACUGUGUCGGCUGGCCAAGAGGAUUUCCCAUCUGUCCUGCUUGAAACUGCUGCUUCUCUUCCUUCUCUAUCUCCUCUCUCAGCUGCUUCUUUUAAAGAACAUGAAUAUCUUGGUAAUUUAUCAGCAGUAUUACCCACCAAAGGAACACCUCAAGAAACUUCAAAUGAAGCUUGUAAAGAGUUCUUAGAGCAGGCAAAAAAUCCAUUUGUAGAUAGAGAUUUAACAGAGUUUUCAGAAUUGGGGUACUCAGAAAUGGGAUCAUCAUUCAGUGGCUCUCCAGGAGCAGAAUCUGCCACAAUAGUAGCAAACCCGAGGGAAGAAGUAAUUGUGAAGAAUAAAGGAGAGGAUUUAGUUAGUAAUACCAUCCUUCAGAACCCACAAGAGCUACCCAUAGCCAUCACUGAAUCGGUUAAAGAGGACAACGUUAUGUCUCCAGAAAAAACAAAGGAUAGUAAUGAAAAAGGAGUUGCAGUAGUUUUUAAAGGAGCUCCCAUGAGGGAGGAAUAUGCAGAGUUCAAACCAUUUGAGCGAGUGUGGGAAGUAAAAAAAGAUAGGGAUAUUGAAGACAGUGGUUUGGUGGCUGCUGGGGGUAAGAUAGAGAGCCAGUUGGAAAGUAAAGUGGAUAAGAAAUGUUUUGGAGAUAGCCUUGAGCAGACAAAGCCUGAGAAAGACAGUGACAGCAGUAAUGAGGAGACUUCCUUUCCUGGUACACCAGAAGCUGUGAAAGAUGGGUCAGAAGCAUAUAUCACAUGUGCUUCCUUUAGCCCAGCAGCAACCAAGAGCAUUGCAACAAACAUCUUUCCUUUGUUGGAAGACCAUACUUCAGAAAAUAAGACAGAUGAGAAAAAGAUAGAAGAAAAAAAGGCCCAAAUUGUGACCGAGAAGAACACUGACAUCAAAACGUCAAACCCUUUCCUUGUAGGAACACAGGAUUCUGAGACAGAUUAUGUCACAACGGAUAGUUCGUCAAAGGUGACUGAGGAAGUAGUGGCAAAUAUGCCUGAAGGUCUAACCCCAGAUUUAGUACAGGAAGCGUGUGAAAGUAAACUGAGUGAAGCUACAGGUACAAAGAUUGCUUAUGAAACAAAAGUGGACUUGGUCCAAACAUCAGAAGCUAUGCAGGAGUCCCUGUACCCUGUAACACAGCUUUGCCCCUCAUUUGAGGAAUCUGAAGCUACUCCUUCUCCGGUUUUGCCUGACAUCAUUAUGGAAGCACCAUUAAGUUCUGUUGUUCCUGGUGCUGGUACUUCUGCAGUGCAGCCCAGUUCACCAUUAGAAGCUCCUCAGUCAGUUAAUUAUGAAAGUACAAAACUUGAGCCUGAAAAUCCCCCACCAUAUGAAGAGGCCAUGAAUGUAUCACUUACAAAGGUAUCCGGAAUAAAGGAAGAAAUGAAAGAGCCCGAAAGUACCAAGGCAGCUGUUCAAGAAGCAGAAGCUCCUUAUAUAUCUAUCGCAUGCGAUUUAAUUAAGGGCACAAAGCUCUCUGCUGAACCAACUCCCAAUUUCCCUAAUUACUCAGAAAUAGCAACAGUUGCUCAGCCAGUGCCUGAUCAUUCUGAGCUAGUUGAAGAUUCCUCUCCUGAUUCUGAGCCCGUUGACUUAUUUAGUGAUGAUUCAAUACCUGAAGUUCCUCAAAAGCAAGAUGAAGCUGUUACACUUGUGAAAGAAAACCUCACUGGAACGUCACCUGACUCAGUGGUAGAACGUGCUGACAAGGAAGAGCUCAGUCCUUCACCGCCUGAAGGGGGAAAGCCAUAUUUAGAAUCUUUUCAGCCCAGUUUAGAUAGUACAAAAGAUACCUUACCACCUGAUGAACUUUCAAUAUUGACCAAAAAGGAGAAAAUUCCUUUGCAGAUGGAAGAGCUCAAUACCACAGUUUAUUCAGAUGAUGGCGUAUUUGUUUCUAAGGAAGCAGUAGCGAGAGAAAGUGAGACAUUUUCUGAUUCAUCUCCAAUUGAGAUCAUAGAUGAGUUCCCUACGUUUGUCAGUUCUAAAACUGAUGUCUCUCCUCCAGUGGCAAGAGAAUACACUGACCUAGAAAGAUCCCACAAAAGUGAAAUUGCUGAUGUCCAGGAUGGAGCUGGGCCAUUGCCUUGCUCAGAAUUACCCCAUGACCUUUCUCUCAAGAGUAUACAACCUAAAGGUGAAGAUAAAAUCCAUGUCUCAGAUGAGUUCUCCAAAGAUAGGUCUGAUAUAUCAAAGGUGCCCUCACAGCCUCCUGAUGUUUCUCCUUUGGCCACCCAACCAGAGAUAGGCAGUAUAGUCAAACCCAAAGUUCUUGUGAAAGAAGCUGAGAAAAAACUUCCUUCUGAUACAGAAAAAGAGAAGAGAUCACCAUCUGCUAUAUUUUCAGCAGAGCUGAGUAAAACUUCAGGUAAUCAAUCCAUACACUGUUUGGUGAUUUCUAACCACCUUUUGGCUUGUUGUGGACCAUUUCGCUAUGCUUUGUGUAGUAUGUUACAUUUAUAGUGUCUGAUAUAUUGCAUCGAUAGGAAUUCUUUUCCACCAUCCCAUUUUAAGGUUUUAGUGCUUUUUCUACCCUUCUUGCUCUUAAUUUUUCACUGGUGACUUUUAUUUUGUACCAUAGAGCUAGAAAAUAUUUUAAAAUUAGAGUUGGCUUCUUUUUUCUUUCUUCUCUUUCUUUUUGUCUAAGUGAUUCUUGAUAGUGUAUAGAGCAAGAAGUAUUAAAAUAUUUUCAGAUGUUUUAUUUUUGUUUUACCAAAAAUUAUUUCACUUUUAAUUUAAAAAGAAAGAAUAUUUCUGUAACAUUUUUCUAAUAUUUUAAUAUAGCACAGUAUUUUCCAGUGAUACCUUUAAGGUUAGGCAUAUUGAGUAAUAGACAUUCAAAAAAUGUAAAUUUAGGUAUGUUAUUAUGAAUUCUUCUGAAAAGUACCAGUUCUCGUUUUUCUUUUUAACUCUACAUUUCCCAUAUACCUGAUCUGCUUAAGGUGAUUUGCACGUUUGCUUUUUAUUUAGCAUUCUAAUUUAGCUGUGUUUUCUAUAAAAAUAUAUAGUGAUUACUGUGUAUUUACUGAAUAUACUUGGGUUAUUGUGUAUUGGAAAUGGGUAGCACUAGUGGCAGAGAGACCAGUUUAGAGAUGUUGUUAUAAUAUAAGAAAGAGGAGAUUUUGACCAUUAAGGCAGUGGGGUGAACAUGGAGACAUAGGACUUGGUUUUUGAGUGGAUAUGGAAAUGAAGGAUAAGAGGAGGCGUCAAAGAUAACUCCAGGAAACCCAUGUUCCUGGCAUGUGCAAACACUCGGAUGGCAGUAUAAGAAACUGAAAUAGGGAACAUGAGAGAAUAAAGUGGGUUUGAGGAGAGAAGUCAAAGAAUUCAGUUUUGAAUAUGUUGGUUUUGGGGUACCUAUGAGACAUCCAAGAAGUAUGGAUGUUAUAUGUGUGAAGCUCUUUAGAGAGAUCUUGACUGUGUAUGUAUAUUUGCCACGGGCUUAGAGAUAGUAAUUAAAGCCUCUGAUGUCAACUAGGCAGAGCGAAGAGAAAAGAAAGAUUCAAGAAUGGACGGAGUGGUCAACAUUAUUAAAUAUUAGAGAGGUUAAGACAAGGAUUGAGGGUUUUUCAACAAGGAGGGCAGGGGUUGGUUGAUAUUGGUAAGAACAUUUACAGUGGGUGAUCACACACGUGAUCUGCUUAAGGUGAUUUGCAGAUCAGUAGGCGAGUGGGCAGGGGUAGGAUUGAGCAAUGAACAGGACCUAAAAAUAGACACUAAAUGUUGAUGACUCUUAAGAAAUUUAACUGAGAACAUGGAGAAAGAGUGUUAGCAGGAGAGAGAGCAUGGCUUUGAAAAAAAAUUUUUUUUUUUUUUUUUUGAAGAUGGGAGCAAAAUCUGAUUAAAAGUGCUAGUAGAGGGUCAGGACGGGGUAGGAUAAGAUCCAGAGUUCAGGUAGAGGAAUUAGCCUUAGAAGGGGAGGAAGGAUACCACUUUGAUUGUAGUUAAUGGAAAGGAAAGCAUGGGUGUUGAUACUGCUAGGGUUUUGUGGCUGGAAGUUGAGGGAAUUGUUUGAUGGCUUAUGUUUAUCCUUUAAAGCAGUAAUUUAGGUCAUUUGCUGAGAAAGAACUGAAAUAUGCCUGGGGGGAAGAGGUCUGAAAUAUUUCUUCUGACUAGGGAAACAAAGGAAUUGCGUUAAGAGACCAGUAGAAGUCUGUGGUCUGUGUAGUAGGGUGACUUUUUCUCUGUGCCCAAAGCCCAGUUAUGGGUUCAGAGAAAGCAAAUGGUUGUAUUGAGUCAAAGUUGGGUUUCGCUAGAUGGGCCCAGUAGAAGGACAGUGAGUCAAGGAAGUUGAGGAUAAUAGCAAGAGGGUAGUUAAAAGUGAUGGACUGUGGCAUAGUAGUUGAAGGAUGUGAUGAAAAGAUAGGAGGAGACUAGAAGGUCACAGAACUCACGGUCCAAAUGAGGUCCAAGAGCCAAGGGUAGUGGGAAUAAAAAUGUGAAAGCUAGAGUGAUAAGGGUUGUGGUCCGAGUAGGAUUGUGUAUGGUUUUGUGCAUGUGUGUGAUGUUGAAUAUAGAAUUUAAGAGGAGCAGCAGUUCAAAUUGAUUACAAUGUCCAGAGUAUGAUUGUGGGGCGGGGGCUAAAAUGGAGUAGGGUGAACGUUGCCGGAGGUGAGGUCAAAUAACUAUGAGACCAAGGUGUUAGAUUGUUCUUCUGUGUGGACAUGGAUGAUGGCAGGACUUGGGAUAGAGAGGAAGGUAAGAAUCUAGGGUGAGAGUCUUCAGUCAAGGUCAGCAAGGCAACUGGCAGGACAGUAGGUGGAAGCACUAGGGAGGAAUAGAGAAUGACAUGGCUGAAUAGCCAGGACUUACCCAAGGGCUCUGAAAUAGUCUGGAAGCAACAAGGAGGGCAUUGGCCUCCUCCCGUUGCUGAGGUAUGUAGGGUACAGGAGAUUAAGCAGCCUCCAUUUUUAGAGUGCCACAGAGAAAGCGGUGUUCUGAAGGAGAGCCACGCUUUAGCGAAGGUGAGGUCAUGUAUGGCAUGCUCAGUAAGGAGAUUGAGGACUAGGGGAUCUGGUUCACAGUGGAGUGGAUGGCUCAGAUAGCACAGUAAGAUAGCUAAGGAGGGAACAGUAGAGCCGCAUGAUGAUGACAAUGUAGGUGAAGACCAAGGAUAAGUAGGGAUGUCAGCCUGUAAAGUCCAUCGCCUCCUCCCCUGCCCCAGCAUUCCCUCCCAAGACUUAAUCCUGGCAGUCCUCUAGCAGAUGGGGCUGGUCAGGUAUUUCAAGUGUCAGCUAUAUUGGGAAACAAUCUGAAGUAAUAUAUGCUCAUUGUACAAAUUUGAGAAAUGAUGGAAAAAAUUUGUAAUCUUAAUCAGUGUUAAUAUUUUAGAAUAUAUUCUUCCAGUCCAUUUUCUAUGCAUAUAGUACUUUAUGAAUGUAAUGAAAAUAUUUAAUGUUUUCUAAAAUUGGAAUCAUAGUCUACAUAUUGUUUAUAAGCUACUAAAAACUAGCAAUAUAUAAUGCAAACAUUUCUUUUAUAUUCUUUAAAUAUUAUUCUUUUGCAUGAUUUUUAAUGCUGGUGUUCCAUGGUAUGUAUAUAUUAUAAUUUAACCAGUGAUUUCUGCUGUUGGAUCUGUAGAUUGGUUCCAAUUUUUUAUUUAUAAAUAGUACUGUGGUUAACCCUUCAUAUUUAAAUAUGUUUUGUGUAUCUCUGAAUGUUCUUUUCCGUAAGUUACUAGAAGUAGAAAUCCUCGGUCAGUAGGUAUUAGCAUUUUAAGGGUUUAGACAAAAGUUAACAGCCAGAAAAAUUGUACUGAUUUUACCCCAUAACAGUGUAAGGAAACAUGUAUUUAUCUACUACCUCCAACACUUGAUAUUAUUCAUUUUUUUGGAUAGAUAAUAGUUGCAUGUUGUAUAAAAUUUAAAAAGUACAGUGACAGUAAGUCUUCCUAUCUCGGUUGCCUAGCCACCUAGUGCUCCUUCCCAGAGUCACCUGCUAGGACUUAUUUCUUAUGUGUCCUUCAGACGAAUUCUACUUGGUAUUUUUUAAAACCUUACCGUUUUGAUAGCUGAAAAUGGUAUCUUGUACUUUUGAUCUUUGAUUACUAGUGAAUGUAAACAUGUUCCAUAUAUUUAUUGACUGUUUGCAUUUUUUUUUUAUGAAUUGCCUGUUCGUACCCUUUGCCCAUUUUUAAAUUUAGGUGUUCAUCUUUUUCUAACCGAUUUUUUGAGGCUUUUUAUGUAUCAAGGAUUCUAACUCUUGUCAUGUGUUACAGUUUUUCCCCAGUUUUCUGAAAGCCUUUCCUUUUAGCUAACAUACUUUAGUGGAUGUUUUCAGUCUUCACUUAGGAAAAUCUGUAACUUUUAAUUUAUUGACUUAUUUAUAGUUUGAUUUUUGCAUUUAGUUCUGAUCUAAUUAAAAUUGAUUUUAGAUUCUGAUUGGAGAUCAUUUUAUCCCACGUGCCUUUUUGGUUGUGAGGGUGUGGUGGGGUUUUUUUUUCUCAUCAUACUCUAGUUCCCCCCCGAAACCACAGUCCUGGAGAGGGGCCAGAAAACUGAGAGCUCAGUCUGUGCAGAGUGAUGCUGUGGAUAUGGAAGUCAACUGUAGACUGGGCAUGGGUGCCAUCUAGUGUUGUACAUGGAAAACAGGUCUGUGGAAUGCGCUAUGGUUGACCAUAUAGAAUAAAUUCAUCUGGGUAGAGAUAUGUAGUGAGUUGUGGGUAUUUAUUUCACACUAACGAACGAUGAAUGAUUUUAUAAAUGAUUUUGAAUUUUGACCCCUUGUUCUGGAUCAGGCAAAUGUUUGACUCCUGUUACUGAGUAUAAAAACAGUGACAUGACCUUAGAGACUUCCUCAAGCCUGUGUACUUUAAUGAAAAUUUAAAUGUCUCAAAGGAUCUCUUCAGAGCCUAAUGACUAUUAAUUGUUAAAUUCUGAGUUUUAAAAUAUUUUGGAAUAUCUAUAUAUUUGUUUUAUAUUAUUAUAUAAGAAGUUAGCAUUAUUUAGCUCUCAUUGAAUACUAUUACUUUCAAUCUUUUUCCCAGUGGAUUUUAGUAUUCAUUUUUAGCAGCUUCUGUGAAGUUGUUUAUAGAAUUUUAAAUGUUCAUGAUUUUUUGCUGUUUUAACCAGUAUUGUCAUUUUCUGGAUUGAUGUCUUUCUCCGUCUCUUUAGGUUCAGUUCAGUUGUUAGGAGUGCUAUGAUUUAGUCCAGGGUGCAUUCUAUACAGUGGAUGAUAGGACUUUUUAAUUGUUUAAUACUUUUCAGAAAUGAAACAUAUGUUUAAUUUCAUACCUUGUGUGGCUCAGAAUAAUUAAAUUUUGAAGUAAGUUUUAAACUACUGUGUGGAUAUAAUUGUUUAUUAAAAAAGAAAUAGGUAUUAUAGCUAUCAAGAGUAGUACAGCUCAGUCCCCAACUUAGAGAGCAGCACUUUCAAUCCAGAUGACUGCUGCUUUCCCACCUUAUUUCCCUUGCAACCCUGAACAUUGUAAAGAAAACAAAACAAAGACUUACGUUUUUCUUAGAUUCAGAAGUAGAAGAAGGAAAUCACUACUGCCUAUCCCAGAAUACCUUUGUCUGCCGUCUGCAGUCCUGUCAGAUACCAGCCUCUGCACGCACACGCAUGCACGCACACACACGCAUGCACGCACGCACGUGAGCGGGUUAGAGAGAAAGGCAUACUUUUUUUUCUUCAGUAGGAAUUGAUUUAAUAUAAUUUCCCUGCUAAUGAGAUAAAUAAACUAAGAAAAUGAGAGUUUUGAUUUGAAAUGUAAGAAGGGAAAUGUAGGGAGUCUAGGGGGUUUUAGGGCAUGGUAUCUUUUGAAAGGAGUUAGGGGCAUGCUUGGGGAGGUUUUCAUUCAUUGCUUUUUGUCAUGCUUGGGGGGACAAUGCUGGGGAUAGGGACAUUGAAGAAUGGGAAGCUGCCAAACAUGAACUUUGAACAAGUUUAUUUAAAAAAAUAACUGAUGUUGAGUUCAGGGAAAGGAGGCCCCCCUCCCCUCACACACACAGUGUGCAGCAGGAUUUAGAAUUCAGACAGUACUUUGAUUUACUUACGUCAUUAUCAAUAAAGGAAACUUCUGUGGACCCUCAUUUGGAAGCCUUUGCAUCAUUUAUAGCAUUUGCUUUUAAGGGAAAUUAAGUCCCUUGUCCAAAAUUAUCAAAGUGCCUUUUUGGAAGCUGAAUCCUGUCUGCUCUAUAUGAAAAUUGUCCUUGAAAGAGAUCUUAUUUUCUUAAAGUGUGUUAAGUAUUUGAAAGAAAACAAGACAAAUGAAGAUAUCAUUUUAAGAUUUGUGUCCUGCCUUCAUUUCACCUGUUAAAUUGGGAUUUAAUGUGGAGUAGGACCCAUAAACUGCAUAUAUAAAAGUUUUCUGCUGAAGAAUAAUAGAACUCUACAGAAAAGCACGCUAGUUUUUGAGUGUGGAGGGAGCACUUCUGUUUAGAAGGGUGUAUGAAUUAUUGCCUAGAAUGGAAUGGCUUAAUACAUGAGCUUUAUUAGAUUUGUCUUACAUGCCUUGUCCCUGUGGCUUGGUGGCUAUAUUUAGCAUAAUAUUAAUAAUAGUAAAUGACUAGCACUUACGUAAUGGUGCUCGCUUUGUGCCAGGUACUGUCCUUAGGUCUUUUGGAUACACUAACUCAUUUCAUGCUCACAACAGACAUGGCCCAUAUGGCGUCAAGUUUUAAUCCAUGUGUCUUACAUCGAAAUUUCAAAUUUAAGCACUCCUCGCUUAGCUUACCAAGCGUAAAACAACUGUGGUCUACAAAAUUCCUAGGAAAUGGGUAAAAUGUCAGAUAAUUUCCAUGACUUGGUUUUUCCCACAAAUUUAAUAGCCUGAAUUGCAUAGACCAUACCAAUUAAAGGAUACGGUUGUUGUUAUGUAAGGUAGAAGCCCUGGUGGCACAGUGGUUAAGCGCUUGGCUGCUAACCGAAAGAUCAGUGGUUCGAACCCACCUGCCGCUCUGUAGGAGAAAGAUGCAGCAGUCUGCUGCCAUAAAGAUUACAGCCUCGGAAUCCCUUUGGGGCAGUUACUCUGUCCUGUAGGGUCACUAUGAGUCGGAAUCCACUCGACGGCACACAGCCACUACAACAGUGUAACGUAGAAAUGCUUUUUAAACUUCAGGGCUCCCAUUUUGUCUUCAGUCCUCCAGGGGAACUAUUCAGUAUGUCUAGAUGAGUAGGUAGGUAUGUGUCGUCACACAUUCGUGCCACUCCCGGGCUGUUUCUGUUUGUUCUUAAUUGUUAAACGGAGUUAUCACAGAAGAUGAGAGUAAUAUAAAUACUAAACACCUCGUUCCCAGAAAUCUUUUUCUCUCCUAUUGGUGUACUAAUCUCUGGCUUGAAAAGAGUGUUUGGGUGCUGUGUUUGAGGGCUUUAUUCUAAUGCUGAAGUAUUUGAGGGCUUGCAGUUUUAAGGAAUUUAUUACUAGAAAAUACCAUCUUGGAAAUGCAGUGCUUACUGACCAGUGUGGGAUUCCAAACUGCUGCAUGGAGAGGCCGACGUUUUCAGCCAUGAGAUGACUUGGUGAUAGGGCCCUCAAACAUCAGGUUAGGCAAAGGUCUGGUGAAUAAAGUUUAGUGUUAACUCUUGAGCUGAGAAUAUCGAACUCCCUUUAAAAAUUGCUUUGCUUUAUUUAUGUUUGGAGUUAGAGAGGCAGAUAGGGAAAGAAAUGAGUCAUUGGCAUUCAAGCCACUUCUUCUGAUAUUAAGGAUUUUGCAGUCUUUUGCAGCUCACACAGUUUCACAGCAAGUUCCAGAAAAUAUUAUCCCUAUUUCAGUGUAGCUAUACAAUCUUAAAAAGUAUAUCCUUUGGUACAUAUAAUACUUUUAGUCAUACCACAUUUUUUAAUAUUUUAACUGAUUUGUCAUUAUUGUCUUUCGUGCUUGCUCAGAUAAUAGCAUUAGGUAAACCUGCAGUGGGACAUUGGUAAACACAAUAUUCUGCAUCGGAACGAAUGCCAGUUCUAUAAAGUUGAAGAAAAUAUUUAGAAAUGCUGUACUUAGAGAUUUGCUUUUGUAGUUAUCAGAAAAAUGUUAGUUUGCUCUUAUGUCACUUUCCUAAAGCAAAUGAUAUAAUUAGCCCGUAAAUAUUUCACCCCAAGUGAAGCACUUAUUAAUAGCACUUGAGGUGGUGUCUAAUGAGUAUUUAUUGAAAGAUGGAGUUGGAGCAGGUGAUGAUCAAGAAAGAGUGUAGGUCAGGCUCUGUGUUUUCAUGAUGGUCAAAGAGGAAAAAGCACUACAGUAGAAAGAUGAGAUUUGCUGAAAUUAAAUAAAACUUUUUCUGCUGCGGUAGCUUGUACUCUCUAAGCACUGAUAAAUGGACUUGGUGAUUCUCCUCACAAACCCUUGUACGGGUGUGAAAUGCCAAAUGCUUCAAGCCUUCAUGAACUUAGAAGACACUCAGCAGUUCCCAGGCUUGAAAUUCAAACUCUCUCCCUUCUUUGGAUCAGUCCAUUUUUUAUCUUAUCGAGUUUUGAGCUUUAAGUGAAACUGGAAACCAAGAGCGUAAUCAACCACUUGUGAAAAAAAAAAAAAAAGACCACCAAAAGUGCACAUGGCUCUAAGUGCGUUUCACAUAUAUUCGGUGGUAGUAGCUCAUUUGAAAGAACAGCCCUCUUUCCCUUUCUCUUGCUAGCCUGCCCCUCCCCCUGCAGAUGCAGCCCCAUUUGGUGUGAGCAGAAGCAAAUGACUAGAACAAUAAACAGAAGGGAGGCAUUAGUGCCCGAGUAUUAGUAGCCUGGUUACUGGUUGCACUGCGUCACACGUCCACACCCAGAAGACGUCAGGUGACUUGAGCCCUGCUGCAGUUGAGCAGCAGAGGAGACUGCAGACUUCAGGCCAGGGAACGGUUAUUUCAUGUCUCAGGGAGCAGAUUUUUGCACCUCCAGCUUCUCCGUUGGUAUGCAUAAUUGAUCAUUGCAGCUGGAGGGCGGGCAGAUCGUGACGAAAGAUGGACAGUCAGAAGAAAAAUUGGAAGGACAAGGGUAUAUCUGCUUUUUUUUCUGUUUUUAUAUGUAAUCAGUAAUAUCUUUAUAUAAUAAGCUUUGCAGUUUAGAUUCAUUUGGAUUGAAAACAAAGCGUAUAAGGCUUAAGGCUAAGGAUUUAAAUAGCUGUUUCAUAUGUGUUUUUGCGUUCGACUGUGCUAGAAAAUGGCACGCUGUUCUGUCUCGCCGGCAUCUGGUCUUGUCUUUGUAGUUGUGUGGCGUUUGGGUUCAGUUCUUUAAUGUGAUCUUUUACACGUAAACAGUGUCGUUCUGACGUGUUGCAUUUGUUGGUCCUUUCGGCAUUAUAAAUCUACACGGCUGUCUUUGUAUUUUGUAAUGACAUUUUCUGUGACUAUAAAAAUAAGCUGACUUGGCGUAGUUGAAAUUCUAUCCAAAGGUUUGUAGGUAGCAAGAUACUGCGUUUUGCAAUAAGCCUGUUUUCUUUGGAAAUCUGACUUGAACCUUUAAACUUAUUACCAGAUGUCUUUAAUCAGAUUACAUUUUCAUACGUCUUGAAAUCGUUAAAAUGUAUACACAGUAGUUUUAAACGCAAGUGUGUAUUUAAGUUGCUAACCUUUGUCCUUGUAAUAACCAAUCAGUGAUCUUGAUCUCCUUUCCUCCCUCCUGAAAGCACAGGCCCUUUCAAGUCUCAGUGGGCCAUUGUGUAAGAAUUUCAGCUGGUAAGUGGUAAAAUGUUGACUGUAAUGAAUAUUUAAAAAAGUAUUUUAUGUGGCUAUACGUGCCAUCAAAAAAAGGGUGGUAGGCUGUGUAUCUGACCACUUAAAUUGUUUUAAAAAUUAUUAAAGCUAUUUUUAAGUAGCUAUAAUAGACAUCCCACACAAGCAUUUUUUUUUUUUUCUAGAUACAUUCAAGCUUUGUAAUUCUGUUUAAAUGUAAUUUCCUUCUACAGCCAGCUUGUUAGCAGAAUUGGUGAUAAUGUUUCUAAAAGCAAUAUGUGGAGCUAAUUACAGUAACUUGCACACCUUUCUUUGAAAAAUUGUUCAAUAAAGAAAUCUGAGAAGAGGGUAAGCUUUAGAUUCAGUUCCUGUUGAGUCACUGGAAGGAUUUUACAGUUACAGCGAAAGAAUAGGAAACAGAGAGCUUGUACCUUUAGGGUUCCUUUUGCAUGUGGACUUAAUGAAGGGAAGGAUUUUUAUUUCUUCUUCCUCAUGGGUCAUUAGAGUGAAAGGUGAACGGGGACCCUUUAGUUUUUGGUAAGUAAAAUUGGUGUGGUGAUAGCACUGCAAUAAGUGCAGGCUUUAAAAAAUAGGCGAAAAGUCACAUCAGGGCCCCCUCUUCAACUAUUAAGGUUUUGAAUUAAUAGUUUAGACCUUAGACAUUUAAUAAUACCUCAAGUUCUUUAUUUGCUGAACUAAUUUAGAGGAUACUUUGAGAUAAGAGAAAUGUAAGAUCCAAUAUAAUCCAUAUUAGACCAGAACUUUGAUUAUUUUUAGAAACCAAAUAUAAAAUCAAAUUUACUCUUGAAUGUCUCUGGAGAGCCUCACUUAGUAUGUAAGUGGAAUGGCCUAAUACUUUUUUUAGUACUCAUCUUUGACUGUCCUGCUCUGUAAGACUAACUUAACCUAUUUUCUGAUUCAUUGGUGCAGUUAUAUUUUAGUAUUUUCCUUAUCGGCAACUAAUUUUAAUGCUGUAGUUUAUGAGGGGGGAGCCCUGGUGGCACAGUGGUUAAAUGCUUGGCUACUAACUGAAAGGUUGGCGGUUUGAACACACCUAAAGCUGCCGUGGAACGGGAAUUUUUCAUUUUAUGGAAGAUGUGGGACGCGAGUGGAAAGAACCUAAUCUAGGUUCUAGGUAGAUGGAAAAAAAAAUACUUAGGCCCAUAUUUUUUCUACUGCCUCCCCCCCACCCCCCGCCCCAUGCCUUCCAUAGUUAGAACACAUCCAGUGAUGCUGAAGUAUAACAGAAGUGAGAAGUACUCUGAUUUCAAGGAAUUUUUUUUACUUUUUUUGCUGAGUAACUGGGAUUUAAGACAUUUUAUUUCUUUCAGGCUAAGGCCAAUAUUAAUUUGUAUUCUUUAUAUAUUCUUCCUCUAGAAUUUUCUGUUGCUCUGUGAACGAAGGUAAUUAUUCCUUAGCAAAAGGAUACUUAAGAAAUCUACAUAGUAUUUGAUUACUGGGGUUUUAUGGGAGGCAUUGAUUCAGACAGUCAAAAGAUUUUGAAGAGCUUAAAAUAACAAGGAACGGGUAGGUUUGUGGGUUAGGGUGGGGUGGGAGAGUGAUGUAACCACUGAACAAAGCAUGGUUGAGACAGGGAAUAGAGCUUUCGGCAUAGAAUAGAAUAUUUAUAUGGAUAAUAGCUGGAAGAUUAGAUUGGUGUAGUCAAAAAA
Trichechus manatus latirostris (Florida manatee) is the source of this 16791-nucleotide messenger RNA. Its product is annotated as reticulon-4-like. The transcript has a single exon. Gene Ontology annotation, cellular component: postsynaptic density; endoplasmic reticulum membrane; neuron projection. The record is from RefSeq and is a predicted model, not a curated record. Gene Ontology annotation, biological process: neuron differentiation; endoplasmic reticulum tubular network formation; brain development. NCBI's taxonomy places the organism in Eukaryota, Metazoa, Chordata, Mammalia, Sirenia, Trichechidae. The coding region runs from base 3494 to 5989 and encodes 831 amino acids.